AAAAGCCUGGAGCCGGUUCCCAGCCUGAGCGGUGAUCUGUACCGGGGUCUCUCGGGGGAGGAUCUUGGACCGGUUUUGCGCCAGGUGCUGCCGCCGCCUCCCGGAGCAGCCGAGCUGGGACUCCGCCGCGCUGCUGGGGCAGUGUGCUGGGUACUCUUCAAGAGCUCAGGCCUGUGUUGGAGACAGACUUGUGAACAGAUCAAUUAUGGAUCCUGGGACAAGAGAACAGAUGCAUCCUUUGGCAGUUGAUUGCACCAUGCCCUAGAGAGAAGUCCGGGAUAACAGGUUUUGGGGCUAUAUUUCUCCACCCUGGAAUUCAUCCAGUUCAUUCCAGAACUAUUGACCCUCUGCUCCUGUGACAUACCCUCAGUGAGUGUCUGAUGGACAGACGCUUUCCGUUGACCUUGCAGCAGUUUUCUCCCCUGUGGAAGUUGGAGGACAAGGUGAAUGGUGCCAGAAGUUACCUGCUUUGGUGAAUAAGAGUGCUCGACCUGGUGCUCAGAACAUGGGCCCUCGUUUAAAGCUGCAGCUGUGAUCCUCGGCUGUCUGGCGGCACUGAAGGGACCUGAUGUUUUACGUUAUUGGUGGAAUCACAGUGUCUGUGGUUGCGUUCUUCUUCACAAUUAAGUUCCUCUUUGAGCUUGCCGCACGUGUAGUCAGCUUCCUCCAGAAUGAGGACCGUGAGCGCAGAGGGGACCGGACUAUUUAUGACUACGUGCGGGGAAAUUACCUGGAUCCCCGGUCUUGCAAAGUCUCCUGGGAUUGGAAGGACCCCUAUGAGGUGGGCCACAGCAUGGCCUUCCGAGUGCAUUUAUUCUACAAGAACGGGCAGCCUUUUCCCGCACACCGGCCUGUGGGACUGAGAGUUCACAUCUCUCAUGUUGAGCUGGCCGUGGAAAUUCCAGUGACCCAAGAAGUGCUCCAGGAGCCCAGUUCCAACGUGGUCAAGGUGGCCUUCACUGUGCGCAGGGCUGGGCGUUACGAAAUCUCAGUAAAGCUUGGUGGAUUAAACGUGGCCUACAGUCCCUACUACAAGAUUUUUCAGCCUGGAAUGGUGGUUCCUUCCAAGACCAAAAUAGUGUGCCAUUUUUCUACUCUUGUAUUGACCUGUGGACAGCCACACACCCUUCAAAUAGUGCCCCGAGAUGAGUACGACAACCCUACCAACAAUUCCGCAUCCUUGAGAGAUGAGCACAAUUACAGUUUGUCCAUUCAUGAGCUCGGUCCUCAAGAAGAAGAGAGCUCUGGUGUCUCGUUUGAGAAGUCUGUGACCUCCAACAGGCAGACCUGCCAGGUGUUCUUGCGACUCACCCUGCAUUCUCGUGGCUGCUUCCAUGCCUGCAUUUCAUACCAAAAUCAGCCAAUCAAUAAUGGUGAAUUUGACAUCAUUGUCCUAAGUGAGAAUGAGAAGAAUAUUGUCGAACGCAACGUGUCCACCUCAGGAGUGAGCAUUUACUUUGAGGCUUAUCUUUAUAAUGCCACCAACUGUACCAGCACACCUUGGCACCUUCCCCCCAUGCACACGAGCUCCUCCCAGCGCCGGCCUUCCACAGCCAUGGAGGAGGAAGAUGAAGACUCACCCUCUGAGUGCCAGACCCCUGAGAAGGUGAAGAAACCGAAGAAGGUGUACUGCUACGUGUCCCCAAAGCAAUUCUCAGUGAAGGAGUUCUACCUGAAAAUCAUUCCCUGGCGCCUUUAUACCUUCCGAGUAUGCCCAGGAACAAAAUUUUCAUACCUCGGCCCCGACCCCGUUCAUAAGCUCCUGACACUGGUGGUAGAUGAUGGCAUUCAGCCGCCCGUGGAGCUCAGCUGUAAGGAGAGGAACAUUCUAGCAGCCACUUUCAUCCGCUCUCUCCAUAAGAAUAUAGGAGGCUCCGAGACCUUUCAGGACAAGGUGAACUUUUUCCAGCGAGAGCUUCGGCAGGUGCAUAUGAAAAGACCACAUUCCAAAGUCACCCUGAAGGUCAGCAGACACACGUUGUUGGAAUCGUCGCUGAAAGCUACUCGGAAUUUCUCCAUCUCAGAUUGGAGCAAGAACUUUGAAGUGGUUUUCCAAGACGAAGAAGCUCUGGACUGGGGAGGGCCUCGCCGGGAAUGGUUCGAGCUAAUCUGCAAAGCAUUAUUUGAUACCACCAAUCAGCUCUUCACCCGAUUCAGUGACAACAACCAAGCAUUAGUACAUCCCAAUCCUAAUCGCCCUGCUCAUCUACGCUUGAAGGUGUAUGAGUUUGCAGGGCGGUUAGUGGGCAAGUGUCUCUAUGAGUCGUCUCUAGGAGGAGCCUACAAGCAAUUGGUCCGAGCUCGAUUUACCCGCUCUUUUUUGGCCCAGAUCAUAGGCCUACGUAUGCAUUAUAAGUACUUUGAAACAGAUGACCCAGAAUUCUACAAAUCUAAAGUUUGCUUCAUCCUCAACAAUGACAUGAGUGAGAUGGAGCUGGUCUUUGCAGAAGAGAAAUAUAAUAAAUCAGGUCAAUUGGAUAAGGUGGUAGAGCUCAUGACAGGUGGAGCUCAAACCCCAGUCACUAAUGCGAAUAAAAUCUUCUAUUUAAAUCUACUGGCCCAAUAUCGACUGGCCAGUCAAGUGAAAGAGGAGGUGGAACACUUCUUAAAAGGUCUGAAUGAGUUGGUCCCUGAGAACCUUUUGGCCAUUUUUGAUGAAAACGAGCUUGAACUGCUGAUGUGUGGGACUGGGGACAUCAGUGUGUCUGACUUCAAAGCCCACGCAGUGGUCGUUGGCGGCUCAUGGCAUUUCAGAGAGAAGGUCAUGAGAUGGUUCUGGACUGUGGUUUCCAGUCUGACCCAGGAGGAGUUGGCUCGGCUGCUACAGUUCACAACAGGCUCCUCUCAGCUACCACCCGGAGGUUUCGCUGCCCUCUGUCCCUCAUUCCAGAUUAUUGCUGCUCCGACCCACAGCACGCUCCCGACUGCACACACGUGUUUUAACCAGCUGUGCCUCCCCACGUAUGACUCGUACGAAGAGGUGCACAGGAUGCUGCAGCUGGCCAUCAGUGAGGGCUGCGAGGGCUUUGGCAUGCUCUGACCGCCCUCCUGCCAUCCACCCAGCCCUGUGCUUUCCGGAGCACCUGGGUGCAUGUAACAGCGUGAUAACACUGACCCAGACAUCCACGUAACGUACACGGAACCAUCGGCCAGAAGCUGCUGCAUGCUCCCCAGUAGCUGGAGUAUUUGGUCAUCUGUGAGCUGGAUCCUUCCCUUGCUGCUCCCCUACACAUCUCUCCCACAGGCCACUUGGGCACGGUGUGUCAUGUGAGCUGCUCACUCAGUCACGAGAGGAGGACCGUGCUGCCGUAACUUCAUUUGGUUCUUAGAAGAUCUCAGUGGCAGGAGCUGCUUCAGUAGCUGAGGAAGAUUACACAAAGGGCUCGGCUUUCUUAGAAGGCUGGCCUCCGCCUUGCUCAGCCUCCUCUGCUGGUGGCUCUGAGAGAUCCCCUCUGCAGCCCUCACUACUUGACCUAAGGUGAUGUGAGUCCCUCUUGUGGGCAUGGUGAUUGCCUCUUCUCACCAGGAGCCGGGAGAAGCACCGCGAGGAAGGGGCCCACAUGAGCAGUCUUCAUUUUUGUCCCUCUGCACAAUGGCAGGCUCAGGCCAUGGCACUGGACUACCUCUAAUGGGGACUGAUAGCACAAAAGGAUUUUUUUUGUGUGGUGUCAGAACUGGAAAAGGAGCUUUUUCCCUGAAGGCAUUUCUGGAAAUGAUCAUUAAUCCAUAAAGAACUCUCUACGCUUUUUUUUUUUUUGAGUUUGAGCCAGUGAGAAAAACAGACCCAAGAAUGUGAAAGAUAGCUGGGCUAUAGCUUCCAGUGCCGAAUAUGAUUUUCCCUUAGGGCCCGGGACACGUCUAGGCACAUGGCUGGCUUGAAGACUACUGACGUUUGUCCCUGAGUUUGUUCUUUACACUGAGGUGUGGCUGGGCCUGGCCACUUACCUUCAACUUAUUCAGUCUGCUAAGAGCUAGGGAUUCUUUAGCUUUCUACAGAAGAAAAUUUUGUAGCAAGGGAUUGAGACAGUAAGAAUAGCAUGCUAACGAUGCCUGGUUCUCUCUUUGCUUGGUUUUCUCUGGCAGCACUGAGGCAAGGGAAGAGGGACCUGUGGCUCAGUCACAGGUCCUUGGGGUCAGGGCACAAGGAACAUACAUAGAAGAGCUGUGUCAGACAACAAACACCCAGCUGCUCAGUGACUUCGCUCUGUCAGUUGCCAGCAGGAGUCCCAGUGGAGGGAGGACGAUCUAGUAGGUUCGGUUACACGAUGACUGAAGAGAACCUGCAGCUGUCUCUUGGAAGAUCACACCAUCCUUUCUCAUUACAGUUUGAAUACACACAUCUUCAAGACUCAAACUCUCAUCAACUCUCCAAAUUUCUGUGUUUAAGAAGGCUUUGCUGCAAGCUACCCUUCUCAACGGGGCAUUCAACUCUGAGAAUAUUACAAGCCAUCCUUACUGCCAAAACCAGCAAGUACAGAGGCCAGAGAUGAGGCAGGACUUAUGGCAAUGCCCUGGCCUCCCGGAAGCAUGUCUGAGCCCUCCUGUUCCCAGGGAUCACAAGGAACAAGCCCUCCCGAGCUGCUCCCGCUGCUGCCUGACCUCACUCCUUCGCAGUCGUCAUUUGUCCUUGGCAUGGGUGCCGACCUCACUCAUUCUUGGGGUCUGGGAUCCAGCGUCAGGGCCUCAACACCCACAGGGUCCUCCAUGCCACACGGUCACUGCUCUCCUCAGGGACCAGGACAAGGUGCUGCUGCUCGCCCCAGUGUCUUCCCAUGGGACACAUGCAGGCGAGUUUCGUCAUCACCCUGGACAAGGCGACGUUGCCCCUCGGGCCCGGAGAGGGGCUUCCAGCUGGGGGUACGUGGGCUGGUUCUGCUGUCCUUGGCAGUUGAUCCUCUUCUGGACUCUGCAUUCUCCCCUCCGUGGCCCUCCAGAGACUGCUGCUGGAGCUCGAUUUGAUUUUCUUGGCUAGAUCUGUCAUUUUAAGCUCCAGUCAUAGCACUUUUCAGAGCAUCCUGGGUGCCACCGCGGCUGGCUGCGGCCGCUUGCGUGCCUGUGGUGGGCCUCGGCCCCAGGGUCUUUGUGUAACAAAACCCUUUGAUACUGUUGUGGUUUUCUACUCUUCCAGUGUACUCCCUCUCCCAAGUCUGUUCAGAAGUAUCUUUGCUCUGUUUGGCCUUUUCCUUUUCUCUUUUUUUCUAAUCUUGCUCUGGUACUAGUCAACAUGGGAGCAAAAGGUACAUGUCAGAGAGAAGGAGGAAUAUGUGUUACUUCUUGGGCAAUUUUUACUUUCGUGUUUCUUCUUUUGGCCAGUUCUUUUGUUUAUGCCCUUGUGGCCCAGGUACUUGGGGGAGGCGGGCUGAACGACUGGCCUUUUAGUGUCUUUGAAGGAAGCCAAGCAGCAAGUGAACAGCAGGGAGAGCAUCAGCAUGUUUUCUAGAGACCAAGCCCUGCUGCAGGUCUGUCAGGCCAGGCAAAGGGGCCAGGCAGCUGUAGUGAGACUGUAAAUAUUUUGUACAGGAAAUAAAUAUCGAAAAGGGUUAUGUAGCGAGUGACUCUUCUUUAAGUGGCGACUCAGGGCUCAAACUGGAGGUGGGGAAGGAAAAGAAAGAUUUGGAAAUGUUUUUGCAUUUUCCCAGUAAUUCUUUCAGAAGCUCCCAGCACCAGGUAGAACGUGCGCACAGAGCCCUGGCCUGUCCCAGCUCUUCUCGCGCCUCCGUCCUUCCCUGACCGCUGUCCCUGAUGCCGGGCAGGGCCAUGGUGCCUGACAGGUGCUUGCGCCCACCUCCUGAACAAGAAACCAGUGUGGCAAGAGCAGAGGGUGUCUGUUUUCAUCAGUCUUUUAAACAUGAAUUUGUUGUUUUACUGUGUAAGAAACUCAGCAUAGAAAAUUUGGAAAUAAAAAGCACGAGAGAUAAUUCACCUGCCAUCCAGCGGUAA
This is a messenger RNA of Lynx canadensis (Canada lynx), 5940 nucleotides long. It is a transcript of the gene AREL1, whose product is annotated as apoptosis resistant E3 ubiquitin protein ligase 1. The record is from RefSeq and is a predicted model, not a curated record. The coding region runs from base 569 to 3040 and encodes 823 amino acids. The transcript has 21 exons. Gene Ontology annotation, biological process: protein polyubiquitination; proteasome-mediated ubiquitin-dependent protein catabolic process; negative regulation of apoptotic process. Lineage: Eukaryota; Metazoa; Chordata; Mammalia; Carnivora; Felidae. Gene Ontology annotation, molecular function: ubiquitin-protein transferase activity.